AUGCUGCUAGCUGCUCGAGCUCGACCUGAACCAGCAGCUGUUCCAGCACCAGCUCCUCCCGUCAUUCCCGAGCCCCCUGCGCGAACUCACGAGCGAUGUGUCUCCUGCGACGAAUUCCUCUUCCCCCAAGAAGUUGAAAUCGAUAUUCCAUGCAAUCACAUGUACUGCGUCCAGUGCAUCGAAGAGCUGUUCAGUCAAUCCUUGGUCGAUGAGUCGUUGUUCCCACCUCGAUGCUGCAAGCAGCCAAUCCCAGUUGACAACGUUCGAGAAAUCUUGGCCCCGGACUUCAUCCAAACUUUCCAGGACAAGAAGCAAGAGAUCGAGACUGUCGAUCGUACGUACUGUUCUGAUCCUCGGUGCUCCAUCUUCAUGCGCCCUAAGAACAUCUCUGGCGAUCGAGCUACCUGCCCAACAUGCCAACAAGUGACCUGCACUAUGUGCAAGGCUCCUUCUCAUGAUGGUAUCUGCCCAGCGGAUGAAGGCACACAACAAGUCCUUGAGCUGGCGAGAGAAAAUGGUUGGCAACGUUGUCCGGUCUGUCAAGUCAUGGUCAGCAUCUCAACCGGAUGCAACCACAUGAGAUGCCGCUGCGGUGCAGGAUGGUGCUACCAAUGCGCUGCUAGAUGGAACAACAACGUCAAGACCUGCGAAUGUCCUCAAUGGGAAGAAAACUUGCUCCUCAGACGUGCCAAUGAGGUCGUCAAUCUUGAAGGACCACAAGAAGGCCAGACUCGUGAAGAACAAAUGGAGGCUGCUAUCGAGACCCUCAAUGUACAUUGCGAACAUGACCGGGGCUGGGCUUUCUCUCAUGGCUCUGCCCAAUGCGCUAAUUGCUCUCAGGUCAUGCCCGUGUUCACCUUGCAGUGUAAUGGAUGCGUUAUUCAUUGGUGCAGACGUUGUACUCUUAACAGAGCCUAG
This is a messenger RNA of Mollisia scopiformis, 918 nucleotides long. RefSeq lists its product as uncharacterized. Gene Ontology annotation, molecular function: ubiquitin protein ligase activity; zinc ion binding; ubiquitin conjugating enzyme binding. Gene Ontology annotation, biological process: ubiquitin-dependent protein catabolic process; protein polyubiquitination; positive regulation of proteasomal ubiquitin-dependent protein catabolic process. The coding region runs from base 1 to 918 and encodes 305 amino acids. Gene Ontology annotation, cellular component: ubiquitin ligase complex; cytoplasm. The record is from RefSeq and is a predicted model, not a curated record. The transcript is spliced from 2 exons. Lineage: Eukaryota; Fungi; Ascomycota; Leotiomycetes; Helotiales; Mollisiaceae.